Setaria italica (foxtail millet) is the source of this 2305-nucleotide messenger RNA. RefSeq names its product DNA (cytosine-5)-methyltransferase DRM2. The transcript is spliced from 8 exons. Bases 334 to 2142 code for a protein of 602 amino acids. Lineage: Eukaryota; Viridiplantae; Streptophyta; Magnoliopsida; Poales; Poaceae. The record is from RefSeq and is a predicted model, not a curated record. Gene Ontology annotation, cellular component: nucleus. Gene Ontology annotation, molecular function: DNA (cytosine-5-)-methyltransferase activity; protein binding.
UUGACACUUGAGAUUCGCCGUCUGCCCUCUCCUCUCCUCCUCUAAAGCGGACGGGCAGAGGGCGGAGCCAGGCAGCGCCGUCUGGUCGCCGUCGCGGCCUCCUGCUCCUCCUCUGCCACCGCCCCCCAACGCGCCGAGGCCGAGGGCGGCGAGAGGGAGAGGCGGGAGGUCGGCCGUGGGGAGAUUCUUGAGCGGGGGUGGAGAGAGGCGGACCCGGGCCACGCCGUCGCGGUCUCCCACUCCGUCAGCGCAGCAUCUCACCGCACCGGGGCCAAGGGACGACAGAGGGAUCGAGGGGAGAGGUAGUCCGAGACGCCUCGCGAAGUUUCCAAAAUGGUGCACUGGGUUAGCGACAAUGAGGAUAGUGAUAAAUUUGAGUGGGAAAGUGAUGAGGAGGAGGCGGCCAGCUUCAACGCUGCUGGUGCCAGUUCUUCAGCUCUGGCCUCCAGGAAUAUUGAUGCUCCAGGCCCAUCCACAAGGGUUGCCAAUGGUAAUGGGAGGGCUGGGCCAUCUGCCUCUUCAGUUCAGAAAUAUGUGGAUAUGGGUUUCCCGGAGGAGAUGGUUAUGAAGGCCAUGAAGGAUAACGGGGAUAAUGGUGCAGAGUCAUUAGUUGAACUUCUUCUAACCUACCAGGAAAUAGGAAAUAAUCCCUCUGUGGAUAACGGUUCUGCUUCUGGCUGUGUCUCUCAAGCUGCUGAGGAUAGUGAUGCUGAUGAUAUUUUAGAAAACUGGGAUGAUGAGGAUGCUGGUGAGAGAAACAGGGGUCCUACCAUUGACGAAUCCGGUGAUGAGGAUUUCUUAAACGAGAUGUCACAGAAGGAUGAGAAAGUUGAUUCCUUAGUGAAAAUGGGGUUUCCGGAAGAUGAGGCCACCAUGGCUAUUACUAGAUGCGGGCAGGAUGCAUCUAUUUCUGUAUUGGUUGAUUCGAUCUAUGCUUCACAGACAGCAGGGGAUGGUUACUGUGGCAAUUCUUCUGACCAUGAGGACUUCUAUGGAGGCAGAAAGAAAGGAAGGCCCAUGGAAGGGAUCAAGAGAAAGAGGAAGAGGUUUGGAAGUCAAGCACAAGGAAGUAGAGGGCCCUUAGAUGGUAGUAAUGAUGAGCCGAUGCCUCUCCCAAAGCCGAUGGUUGGUUUUGGCUUGCCAAAUGGGUCAAGGUCCACAAACAGAUCUUUACCUGGACAGGCUAUUGGACCACCCUACUUCUAUUAUGAAAAUGUGGCACUUGCUCCAAAAGGCGUGUGGACAACUAUUUCAAGAUUCCUUUAUGAUAUUCAACCAGAAUUUGUGGACUCAAAGUUCUUCUGUGCCGCUGCCAGGAAGAGAGGCUACAUACAUAACCUGCCUCUUGUGAACAGGUCAACUCUACUUCCCUUACCCCCAAAGACAAUAUCUGAGGCCUUCCCUCGUACCAAGAAGUGGUGGCCCUCGUGGGACCCAAGACGGCAAUUUAAUUGCCUUCAGACUUGUGUGGCUAGUGCUAAGUUGACAGAGAGGAUUCGUGUGGCCCUAACAAACAGUGAAGAUCCACCUCCCCAAAGAGUUCAAAAGUACGUACUUGAUGAAUGCAGAAAAUGGAAUUUGGUAUGGGUUGGUCUCAACAAGGUUGCUCCUCUAGAGCCGGAUGAGAUGGAGUUCCUACUUGGCUUCCCAAAGGAUCACACGAGAGGAAUCAGCAGGACAGAGAGAUAUAGGUCCCUUGGGAAUUCUUUCCAAGUGGACACUGUUGCAUAUCACCUCUCGGUACUCAAGGACAUGUUUCCACAUGGUAUGAAUGUGCUGUCCUUGUUCUCUGGUAUUGGAGGAGCCGAGGUUGCUCUCCAUAGACUUGGUAUUCGCAUGAACAAUGUGAUUUCAGUCGAGAAAUCCGAGGUGAACAGGACCAUUCUAAAGAGCUGGUGGGAUCAGACGCAAACAGGCACACUCAUUGAGAUUAGUGAUGUGCAGACAUUAACUUCGGAGAAAAUUGAAUCAUAUAUUAGAAGAAUUGGUGGGUUUGAUCUGGUAAUUGGGGGUAGUCCAUGCAACAAUCUGGCUGGGAGCAACCGUCACCACAGAGAUGGUUUGGAGGGCGAACAUUCAGCUUUGUUCUACCAUUAUUUUAGGAUUCUUGACUCCGUGAAGUCAACUAUGGAGCGACUGUAGUAUUUAGUGUAUCUUUGUUGUCUUGUUUCAGAAUUCUAGUAUUUUUCUUUUUGUCGAACUAGUGAAUGAUACGAAGGUUGACUGGUGUAAUUUUCAUGUCAUUAUAAUUUAAACUACUUUUAAUUGCCUUAGGUGAUGAAUGCAAAAUAUCGUCAUAUUGGCA